This is a messenger RNA of Symbiodinium pilosum, 852 nucleotides long. The record is from the annotation of a GenBank genome assembly. Lineage: Eukaryota; Dinophyceae; Suessiales; Symbiodiniaceae.
AUGACGGUCCUAUAUGGUGAAGCCUUGUGGCAGCAGCGGGACAAAGAGUACUUUCUUGACAUUGCCGGCGAUGGUUUUGCCAUCGCGUCGUCGGGCAAAGAGGCAGAUCCCGCCGAGGCUGCCGAGUUGAUAGAGCUUCUGCAAGCUGGAAACUGGCGCGCUUGCAAUGUAAACGACUGUUUGGCAGAGUGUGUCGCGGCCGGUUGCAGUUGCAGCAGAUCAAUCAAUCCCAUCGCCCGCGACAGCUUCUUGAGGCUGGCUGUGGACCACAUACGGUCCACCGGUAUGGGUCGGGAAGAGGUCUCCUAUGCUUCAUUGGGUAGUGGGCUGUUGCGCUUCGACUUCUGCCUGUUGGAGCUAUUGCUGGCAGCUGGAGUUCCAGUUUCUUCCGUGCACCUCGUGGACUCUCAGUACGAGCCGGAUGCCAAAGGGUACCUGCGCCACCGUGUAGCGCUGGCCCAGUUUGCCUCCUGGUUUGCUGGCCGCGGGGUUGACGUGUAUGCUCACUACUCCCUGGAGAGAUAUGCCUUUGAAGCCCGCCGCUCCGAAGCGCUUCCGACGGCGGUGGUGCAGGUGGAUUGCACGGAGCUCACGACAGUUUUCGAGAAAGAGGUGAAGCCGAUGCUGGAAGAAGUGCUGCAGUAUGACGGCCUCUACUGCGCACUGACAUCCCGAGAGGGCGCCUCUGGCGCAGGAUCCUUGGGGUCAACCAAUGCUUGGGCAGAGUUCUGGCGGUUGCAGCAAGACUCGGGCCGCAUGAAGUUGGAGUCGCUGACUUGCUUUAGGCCUGGCGAUCGCAGUGGGACUCAGGUGGAUGUCAAUGAGCCUCUACCUCGUGCAGUUGAUCACUGA